CUGCUAGAUCCACCACAUCCUGAUGCUAAAUGUUUCUGUCAGGAAGUUGGACUGUAACUGCAGGACAAACCCUGCUGAGUCCAGAAGUGUUGAGUUUUAUUUGAUGAAAGUUUGAAUCAUGAGGAAGCUGUACUCAGAUGAAGUCUCCUCCUCAUCCUCUGAGAUCAACAGGAAGCUUUUUCAGAUCUUGUGAGACAUAAAGAUGUUCUGAUUAGUUUCUGCCUGUUCAGCCUGCAGAGGAGCAGCGACAUCAUUCUGAGUGAAGUUGAUGAGACGCCACAGAGCGAUGAAGAACUGAUGAUGAUGAGUGUGGCGGUAAAUCAGGAGGAAGGUGAUGAAGAAGCUGCAGCCAGAGGUGAAAACCCAAGCAGAACCUGCAAGCUGCCAGCAGGGGGAGUAGUUCUGCUGGUUCUGGUCGGUCUGCUGGCUGCUGCUGUCAUCACCUACAAACUCUCUUUUGAUAAAAUACGAACCAAUCAAACCAUCCAAACCCUGAAAGAGGAGAAUGAAGCUCUGAGGAAAAAUAUCUCAGAACUAAAAUACAUAGAGCAGCAAACAUGUCCUCCACCUACAGCAGUAAAAGAUGAGAGAUGUGUGAAGAAAAGACCAGAAUGGGAGAAAUAUCGAGGAAGCCUUUAUUAUUUCUCCACCAAUAAAUCCUCCUGGAAUGACAGCAGACGUUCCUGCGCUGAUCUGGGAUCAGACCUGGUGAAGAUCGACAGCAGAGAGGAGCAGAUGUUCCUGGAGAUCAGGGUGAGAGAUUUGAUGGAAAACGAUCGAGAGAAGUUCUGGAUCGGACUGACGGACUCAGUGGAAGAAGGCAAAUGGUUCUGGGUUGAUGGAUCACCUCUGAAUAAAAGUUUAAGUUUUUGGUUGCCCUGGGAGCCUGAUGACAUGAAAGCAGAAAAUCCAGCUGGAGAGGAUUGUGGAGGGAUGGGGAAGAAAGGAGGAGCUGAUGAUCUGAUAUGUUGGUAUGACCAGUUCUGUGAUCUUCAUCGGAGAAGCAUCUGUGAGAAACCAACAAACCUUUCUACAACUGAGCUUCAUUUUUUCAGUAAAUCAAAUUAUUACCAUCCCUUGUGAAGCACCUGAUUACUAUCUCACUACCCCAGAUUACAAAGUAUUUUUCCUAUAGUAAAAGUACUUUAGUAUAGUAGUUUUCCUGUCUUUCACCCGCCUUUGUUAACUUUAAAACUUGCUUUUAGAACAAAAAAUCAUUUUCUUUGAAAAUGUAAUCUGAUCUUUAUUCUUCCUCUUCCCAUCAUCCCCAUCAUUUAUUCUUUAUUUCUGAAUAAAGCUGAAAUAUAAAUAAUC
This is a messenger RNA of Xiphophorus hellerii (green swordtail), 1314 nucleotides long. RefSeq names its product hepatic lectin-like. The coding region runs from base 298 to 1083 and encodes 261 amino acids. NCBI's taxonomy places the organism in Eukaryota, Metazoa, Chordata, Actinopteri, Cyprinodontiformes, Poeciliidae. The transcript is spliced from 8 exons. The record is from RefSeq and is a predicted model, not a curated record.